AUGGACCCUGCACAGAUGGCUCGCCCGACUAUCAUGUAUUCUGGCUCGGGUCCUGAAUCUGGACCAUGGAACCCAAGACGGAGCCAUUUGCCGAACUCGAAUGCUCACGACUGGCCUCGCGAUGAAAUGUACUCGGCCUCGAGUAUGAACAACUAUGGCGCCGGAAAUACCUAUGCUCCUCGCACGGAAACGCCGUCCAUGGCCCUGCCCGGCUUCAUGCCACCACCACAGAGCGGAUUGAACACGAACGCUUUGCCCGCCUACGGGUCAUACCAAAGCUCCAAGGCUUCAUGGGAGGCGCAAGAGAGACAGUCCCCGACGGAGUCGGUGGAUGAUAUCCUGGCAUCACCGAAUCUCUCCGAGUACUCUCUGGAAAACGGAGGCGACAGCGCCUAUACCGGACGACGAGCCAAGCCCAAUACUGCGAACGCGGCGGCGAACCCCAGGACCCGACCUCAGCGGCGCCCCUCCAACCGUGACGAAUUCGACGGGCCUCAUCAAUUUCUCCAGCGCCCUCCCCCCGACGUCGUUGCGAUGCAGGAGCGCGAGCUGCCUCAUCUGCCGACGAAUCUGCAUGUCCAGGAGCAAGACAUGGUGCUAGGUCAGGUCAAUGAUCGCUUGUCUCAGUGCGCGUACGACUUUGUGGCCAAAUAUCAGUUCCCUAUUCCUCUAUCGCAGAAUAUGCGACCGGUAGAGCGGGCCCAGGAUCGAGAAUGGACCGAGUGGGUUUAUCUGCUCAAGAGGCUCGCAACCAAGCGAAGGAUUCCCGCCCGCGUCUUGUACAACGGUCAGAUCAAGCAAUUUGUGACCAUUUUGGAAAAUUCACUGGAAAUGAGACACGCUUCCAAACACCAAAGCCGACCGCUCAAGGACGAUAGGAACAUUUUGCAGCUCAUCUCGGCAGGCAUCCAGGUUGCCAAGAUUCUGCGGGAUGCCUCAGCAAUGGACUAUCUCGACCGACUGUACAUCUCUACCGAGAAGCAGAUUCAGGAUCGCACCUCGUCGAGAUUCCGAUCCUAA
Molecule: messenger RNA, 1020 nt
Organism: Cordyceps militaris CM01
Lineage: Eukaryota; Fungi; Ascomycota; Sordariomycetes; Hypocreales; Cordycipitaceae
Exons: 3
Coding region: 1-1020 (339 amino acids)
Source: RefSeq, a predicted model, not a curated record